CUGUGGUUGCCCAAACUGUGAAAACACGAAAAUACACUGACACAGGUCGCUAAAAACAGACUUUGCACGUACAAAAACAACAUCAUCUUGUUCUAUCAAUUCCUUUAUGUGAACUCCGACUUUUUGAUGAUUUGGAGAUCAGAUAAGGCCCAUCGCUAAGCCGGUUGAGAUCACUUCCAAUAUAUAUCCCCUUCGUUUACUGAUUACCUAUUUAAAUUAUCUUCAAUUUUUAAAAAAUAUUGGCAUAUGAAGGCCCUGAAAGGUAAUUCAGUUCAAGUUCCGGAAAGAAACGAAUGAAUCACUGCCUCAACCAAUGAGAAAAUKGUUCAACGAUUGACACAAGACGUCACCAGGACAGCUGAUCUGCUGUAAAAAGAGAGACGCAUCAGUAUUAGAGCGUCUGCGCUUCUCGAUAUGUUUCAGUUCUUCAGGCCUACGAUGUGUAGUCAUAACAACGAUCUAAUUUCUGGCAUUACUCUCGACUAUAACGACUAGAUGUGCUAAAGCUCUCCGUAAAAACGAUGUCCCCGAAUAACAGCAGUUUAUGGCGUUCCUCGCAAGCUAAGCCGAUGUAUUCUUACGAUCAGUGUUACUUCAUUGACGAUAACCCAGCUGAUUUUACCCAAGAUCACAGCACUACUUACUAUGCAAUCAUAGCCAUAAACUGCCUGUCUUGCCUGCCUACGAUUUUUGGCAACGUUUUGAUUAUUUUAGGGAUCUGGUCACUGCCUGUGCUACAUACUCCUUCAAAUAUUCUUCUCGUUGGUCUAGCGUGUUCUGAUCUUGGAGUCGGACUUCUYGUCCCACCUCUUAACAUUGCUAGGAUUGUCCCUAAACUUCAAGGAAGACCGUUCAAUAACUGGUGCACCGUUCAGGUUGCUUACACGUUCUUCGGCGUGAUGUUUUGUGGAGUGUCGUUUUUGACUGUCGCGGCCUUUAGUAUAGACAAAUACCUGGCUCUUCACUGGCAUCUUCGAUACGUGACAAUCGUCACCGCCAAAAGAGUCAUAUGUAUCGUUGUUUCUUUUUGGCUUAUUUUUGGCGCCAUGUCUACUAUUCAAAUCUGGAGCAUGACAGUGUAUCGUAUUCUAGUCUGCAUAGUCGUGCCCUUCUUUCUUUUAGGUACAUCCUUCACGUACUUUAGAAUCUACAGAGUCGUACUACGGCAUAAAGUCCAAAUACAAAGCCAGUCUCAAGUCACUACACAUAGCCAACAAGGAGCGAGUAAUAAUAAUCCAAGUAGUUCAUUAAACAUGGCACGAUAUAGGAAGUCAGUUACUAGCAUGUUCCUGGUCUAUUGCUUAUUUCUGUUAUGCUACAUUCCUUAUAUAUGUGUUCAAGUUACAAUCCUAAUCACAACUCUAAACUUUCAAAAURACAACCAGAUCAACUCUCGGAGUUACAGCUACCUCUACGUAGCAGUAGAUGUAACUGAAACGAUUGUGAUUCUCAACUCUUUGAUAAACCCUCUCAUUUAUUGUUGGCGAAUGCGAGAGAUUCGCCAUGCGGCCAAAGUUGCACUGUCCAUCAUUCGAUGCAAGGGUGGCCCGCAAUUACAAUCGGAUCGAUCCAUGGCAGGAUUUUCUUCCUAAUUCAAGACAAUUUUUCUAUACACGGAGAAAUAUAUCAAUGAGUUUUCCAUAAAUAUAUCCAUGUACAUAGAUAUCUAGCAAGUAAGUGGCUAUUUGUUCGUUUUGACUAGCUAUUCCUUGUCAAUAAUCAAAUACAGAAUAAAGAAAAAAACCCAAAAUA
This is a messenger RNA of Actinia tenebrosa (Australian red waratah sea anemone), 1752 nucleotides long. RefSeq names its product beta-2 adrenergic receptor-like. Gene Ontology annotation, cellular component: membrane. Gene Ontology annotation, molecular function: G protein-coupled receptor activity. NCBI's taxonomy places the organism in Eukaryota, Metazoa, Cnidaria, Anthozoa, Actiniaria, Actiniidae. The record is from RefSeq and is a predicted model, not a curated record. Gene Ontology annotation, biological process: G protein-coupled receptor signaling pathway.